GGAGGCAUGGCGCCGAGUAACAUAAUUAGGCAAAAUGGCCGCUAAAUUUUCAAAAAAUUUGAAAGUCGCACAUAUUUUGCCUCGUAUCUCUCCCGCAAAACUCUGCUUUUUCACAACGUCUCCGCUAAGCGCUGGUGGUCAAAAAUGGCGGAUCAGAAAUGGGUUAGCAAGCGAUGGCUUGGCAUACGGACCUCUAACUGAUCUGCCUGAUUGGUCAUAUGUUGAUGGGGCAUCAAAUGCCCCAGAAAGCAAGAGACGGAGGAAAAGACAAAAUAAAAGAAUGCGAGAAUCACAACGUAUAGUGGAAUAUUUGAAAGACUUUAACACAGAUGAAGAGUCAGCCAAGGACCCAAGCUUUGAGAAAAUUAAACAUCAAUGAUUGAUUUAUCAAGGCUCUAGAUAUAUUCUAUGGUUCAACACAGGCAUGACUCAAUAAAUGUACAUCAUUUUACAUCAUUACAGGCAUGAGUCGUUGAUUGUAACCUAGAACUAUGCUUUUCAACAUUGAGUCAUUUUAUUUCGAAAUUAUUUCCUAUCUGCUAUUGAUGUUAAUGAGAGCAAGUUUAACAAGUGUUGAAAUUGUCUGCUGUUAAUAAACGAAACAUGAUUUGUGUUGCCGAUAUCGAACAUGCAAUAUUUAGCUAGAUGUAUUUGCAAGAAAUUGUAAGAAAUUACACUUAUCUUUAGGCAACUGAAGUUAUUUGUGGGAUGACAAUACAUGUAUGUUAUUCUUGUAUAAUAAAUGUGUCAAUGGCAA
Molecule: messenger RNA, 757 nt
Organism: Xenia sp. Carnegie-2017
Lineage: Eukaryota; Metazoa; Cnidaria; Anthozoa; Malacalcyonacea; Xeniidae
Product: 39S ribosomal protein L52, mitochondrial-like
Exons: 5
Coding region: 35-379 (114 amino acids)
Biological process (GO): mitochondrial translation
Cellular component (GO): mitochondrial large ribosomal subunit
Molecular function (GO): structural constituent of ribosome
Source: RefSeq, a predicted model, not a curated record